Messenger RNA from Closterium sp. NIES-65, 3489 nucleotides. Lineage: Eukaryota; Viridiplantae; Streptophyta; Zygnematophyceae; Desmidiales; Closteriaceae. The record is from the annotation of a GenBank genome assembly.
AUGGCUACCCCUAGUGUCCUCGCUUUUGACGCUGAGGGUCGUGCCAUUGACUUUGAGGUCUGGGUCGACGACCUGCAGCUGUUUUUACAGUGCGAUAGGGCGGACGGUCUUUCUCUCUUUGACCUCACCUCUGGCGCCUCCCCUGCUCCUGCUGCUGAUGCUGACCCCACUUUUGGCUCUCAGUGGGCCACCCGCGAUGCUGCUGCACGUCUUGCUGUGCGUUGCCACCUGCCUACCACUGAGCGCGCGCACUUUAGUCAGUACAAGAGUGCUCAGACCUUGUACGACGUUGUAGUUGCGCGCUACUCUUCCCCUGCCACUGCUGCACUGAGCCGCCUCAUGCUACCGUACCUCUUUCCUGACCUUGCUGCCUUUCCUACAGUCGCUGACCUCGUCACGCACCUCCGCACUUCUGACACUCGCUACCGCGCCGCACUUCCUGCUGAGGACCACUUCCUCUCAGUCUGUCCCACCACCCUCACUGUCGACCUCCUCGAGAAGGCCCUCCUAGCGACGGAGAAGAGCAUAGUCCAUGUAGGAGCCUCUCGUGGUGACCCGCGCACCCCCAUCUUUGAGGGGUGUUCUCCUUCCCCCCUGCUGCCCUCUGUUGCCUCUGCUGCUGCUGCCGACCUGCUUGGUCUUGAGUCGGUCGGCGCGGCGUCUGCUCCUAGCGGGAGACGCCGCCCUAGGAAGGGCAAGGGGGGCAAGGGCGCGGGUGGAGCUGGCGGGGGCGGUGGAGGUGGCAGUGGCGGUGGCGGAGGGAGUGGGGGUGGCGGUGGGAGUGGUGGUGGGGGUGGUGGUGGUGGUGGCGGCAGCGGAGGCGGCGGCGGUGGCGGCGGAGGCGGUGGGAGCGGAGGCGGCAGUGGUGGCGGAGGUGGAGGCGGCGGUGGCGGAGGAGGUGGAGCCGAUUGGGGUAGUGCCCCGCAGCGGAGCGGCUCUGGUGGUGGUCAGCGCCAGCAGCAGCAGCAGCAGCAGCGUUCUCGGGACAUCCCCCCGCCUCAGCAGCUACGUGAGUGGUACAGGCAGCGUCAGCGUGGUGGGGGUCUUGGCCCGUGCACCUACGUUCUUCGUUCCGGCGACCGCGCGGGUGAGCAGUGUGGGGGUGCCCACUCCACCCAGCGCUGCUUUGGCCGCCUGAUGGACGCUUGGCGUCAGCAGUUCCCCGAGGCUAGUGAGAUUCCCCGCUGGGGAGAGCUGUCUAGGGCUGGCGUAGCGAUCUUUGAUCUUGACUUUGAUGCUAUCCUUGCUGCCAUGUAUGUUGUGACUAUUAGUGAUGAGGGUGACUGUUACCGGUGUUUCCCGCCUGACCCGGGCAUUGGUACUGCUGCGCUAGGUGCUUGUGAGGCUACUGCUCUAGGUGCCAGUGCGUCUGCACUCUCAGGUACUGGUGAGGCUGCGCUCUCAGGUACUGCGUCGGCUUCGGCCUCCCUCACCUUCACACUUGACUCAGGGGCUUCUCGCUCCUUCUUUCGAGACCGCACCACACUCACGCCGCUUGAUCGGCCGGUUGCAGUCUCCCUGGCUGACCCCUCUGGGGGUCCUGUCCUCGCUCACUUCUCCACUGUCCUCCCGUGUCCGGCUGCCCCCUUGGGCACCCUGUCGGGUCUGUACCUCCCCUCGUUCUCGACGAACUUGGUGAGUGGUGCUGACCUGCAGGAUGCGGGGGUUCACCAGUUUACUCCUACGAGUCAGCGAGGGACCCACUGCUCGGACGCCCGCACAGGCCGACACCUAGCCACGUUUUCGCGUCGGCCCAGGUCGAGUCUCUACACCCUGACCACUAAGUCUCCUCCUGUCCUUGCGUCUGGCCAGGUAGCUGCGUCGGGUCAGGUGUUUGCUGCUGCGUCCAGGUCUGGUCUUGAGUCUGCCCCCUGCUCGUGUCGCCUCCUGUCUCACGAGACUCUCUUGUGGCACCACCGUCUUGGCCACCCCUCCUUGCCUCGUCUUCGGGGCAUGGCUUCCCGUGUCCUUGUCUCUGGUCUCCCGCGGUCUCUCCCUCCCCUUCCUUCGGAGCCAGGACAUUCCUGUGUCCCCUAUGUCGAGGGGCGGCUCCGGGCUGCCCCUCACUCCUCCCAUUUUCCCCCGACAAAGGCUCCUCUGCAGACGCUUCACAUGGACCUGUGGGGCCCGGCCCGCGUCCGUGGACAGGGUCACGAGCGCUACUUCCUGCUGGUGGUUGACGGCUACUCGCGUUACACCACGGUCUUCCCCUUGCGCAGCAAGGGUGAUGUCACUGGGGUGCGGAGAGUUCUCCUCUGGCCUUCUGCGAGCCUACUGUCGUGCACGAGGCAUCCGCCAGACCUUCACGCUUCCGGACUCUCCACAGCAAAUAAGAUUGCUGAGCGCCGCAUUGGCAUGGUCAUGGACGUCGCUCGUACGUCCAUGAUGCAUGCGGCUGCCCCCCAUUUUCUGUGGCCGUUUGCGGUUCAGUACGCGGCACAUCAGCUCAGCCUUCACCCCAGGGUCUCCCGGCCGGAGACCUCCCCAGCUCUGCUGUGGACGGGGAAGGUCAGCGAUGCGUCUGCGUUCCGUGUCUGGGGAUCUCGGGCGUUUGUCCGUGACUUGUCUGCGGACAAGCUGUCCCCUCGUGCUGCUCCCUGUGUCUUCCUAGGCUUCCCCCCUGACGCCCCAGGGUGGCAGUUCUACCACCCCUCCUCUCGUCGUGUUAUGUCCUCCCAUGACGUCACGUUCGACGAGUCCGUCCCCCUUCUAUCGCCUCUUCCCCUACCGCACUCCUUCCCUCCCCCCGCCACCGCACUUCCUUGUGCCAGGUCCCACCCCGGUAGACCCCCUUCCCCCUCAGGGUCCUGCCCCUUCCGGUGUGUCCCAGCCUGGGGGUGCUGCCUCUGGGGGUGCUGCGCGCGGGGUGCUGAGCUGGGGGUGCUGCGUCUGGAGCUGCUGAGCCUGGAGGUGUGGAGCCUGCGGCCACUGGACCUCCCCUUGUGGCGUCCGGCGGUGCUGGGCCUGGAGGUUCUCCGGGUGUUUCGUCUCGGCGGGAGCCACUCUCUCCACAGGAGCUGCGUGAGUGGUUUGCUCGCCGCUGGGAGGCGUACUGCUGGAGCUGGCGCUUCUUCGACCGCUGAGGGUGCUGGUGCCGCCGCUCCCGGAGCUGCUGGGCCUGCGGGUCCGCCUGGAGCUGGAGCUGCUGAGGGUGUUGGUUCUGAGACUACUACUGUCAGUCCUGGUGGUGGUCAUGCUGCGGGUGCUGCUGGUGCUGCUGGAGGUCCUGCUGCUGGAGGUGCUGUUGGCACUGGUGCUGCCGGAGUCGGACUCUCUUCGUGCUGCCAGUCCUACUGUCACGCGUCUCCUGCUACUGUCGUCACAGACCCCUCCUUUGAGUCCACUGCUGCGUCUGCUCUUGUUGCUGAGCUCGUCGCCUUUGCUGCUUGCUGUCGUCUAGACUACGCUGCUAGUCUUGUUGCUGAGUCUGCGUCUGUUUGUCCUCCGUCCGUCGGGGGUGAGUGUGCUCUUGGCUACGGACGUCCUUGA